GGAAUCUUUCGGACAGAGGCGGAGUCUUCUUCCGAGGACCAUUCGGAAGAAGGCGGAGCCUACCUCGCAUCAGGACCAGUCUGACUGCACCUGCAUCCUUAGCUCAGAGCAUCCCGGGAGGAUAUUAAGAGCAGAGCGCAGCUGACAACCAGGGGCCGGACCGUCGCAGGAGGCGUCCGCUGGAUACCUUCCCCCUUCCCUGACCUAGAGUUCUACAGCUGCAGCCUUAGUACUGUUCGAGGGUUCCCAGAGUUGUCUCACCACUGCAAAAACGUUAGAGCAACAGCCUCUGAUUACGACAUGGCUGAGAUCACCAAUAUCCGACCUAGCUUUGAUGUGUCACCAGUGGUGGCCGGCCUCAUCGGGGCCUCUGUGCUGGUGGUGUGUGUCUCGGUGACCGUCUUUGUCUGGUCAUGCUGCCACCAGCAGGCAGAGAAGAAGCAAAAGAACCCACCAUACAAGUUUAUUCACAUGCUCAAAGGCAUCAGCAUAUACCCAGAGACCCUCAGCAACAAGAAGAAAAUCAUCAAAGUGCGGAGAGACAAAGAUGGUACUGGGAGGGAAGGUGGACGUAGGAACCUAUUGGUGGACGCAGCAGAGGCUGGCCUGCUGAGCCAAGACAAAGGUCCCAGGGGGCCUAGCUCUGGAUCUUGUAUAGACCAAUUACCCAUCAAAAUGGACUAUGGGGAAGAACUAAGGAGCCCUAUUACAAGCCUGACCCCCGGGGAGAGCAAAACCACCUCUCCAUCAUCUCCAGAGGAGGAUGUCAUGCUAGGAUCCCUCACCUUCUCAGUGGACUAUAACUUCCCGAAAAAAGCCCUGGUGGUGACAAUCCAGGAGGCCCAUGGGCUGCCAGUGAUGGAUGACCAGACCCAGGGAUCUGACCCCUACAUCAAAAUGACCAUCCUUCCUGACAAGCGGCAUCGGGUGAAGACCAGAGUGCUGCGGAAGACCCUGGACCCUGUGUUUGACGAGACCUUCACCUUCUAUGGCAUCCCCUACAGCCAGCUGCAGGACCUGGUGCUGCACUUCCUCGUCCUCAGCUUUGACCGCUUCUCUCGGGAUGAUGUCAUCGGCGAGGUCAUGGUGCCGCUGGCAGGGGUGGAUCCCAGCACAGGCAAGGUACAACUGACCAGGGACAUCAUCAAGAGGAACAUCCAGAAGUGCAUCAGCAGGGGGGAGCUCCAGGUGUCUCUGUCAUAUCAGCCUGUGGCACAGAGAAUGACAGUGGUGGUCCUCAAAGCCAGGCACUUGCCGAAGAUGGAUAUCACCGGUCUCUCAGGUAAUCCUUACGUCAAGGUGAACGUCUACUACGGCAGAAAGCGCAUCGCCAAGAAGAAAACCCACGUGAAGAAGUGCACUUUGAACCCCGUCUUCAACGAAUCUUUCAUCUAUGACAUCCCCACUGACCUCCUGCCUGAUAUCAGCAUCGAGUUCCUCGUCAUCGACUUCGAUCGCACUACUAAGAACGAGGUGGUGGGGAGGCUGAUCCUGGGGGCACACAGUGUCACGGCCAGUGGUGCGGAACACUGGAGAGAGGUCUGCGAGAGCCCCCGCAAGCCUGUGGCCAAGUGGCACAGUCUGAGCGAGUACUAAUCCUGUUCUUCUCUCCUCUAACCGCCCCCCUGGGGCCAGGCUGGGGAGGGAUGUGGCGGGGAAAGAGAUGACAGAGAAGUGGACUCAAAACCUCAUUUUAGUUGUAGAGGAAAAUUUCUUACAAAACACACUCCACAAAGAACACCCUACAUGACCACAGCUGCAGAUCAGUUCUUAGCAAUGAUGGCUUUUUCUCCUCUGCAAGGCAUAAGGCAUCAGAAUUUCUUUGUUUGUUUGUUUCUUUCUUUCUUUCUUUUGAGAUGGAGUUUCGCUCUUGUUGCCCAGGCUGCAGUGCAAUGGCACAAUCUUGGCUCACUGAAACCUCCACCUCCUGGGUUCAAGUGAUUCUCCUGCCUCAGCCUCCCAAGUAGCUGGGACUACAGGCACCCGACACCACGCCUGGCUAAUUUUUUGUAUUUUUAGUAGAGAUGGGUUUUCAUCAUAUUGGCCAGGCUAGUCUUGAACUCCAGACCUCAGGUGAUCCACCUGCCUCAGCCUCCCAGAGGACUGGGAUUACAGGUGUGAGCCACCGCACCUGGCCUCUUUUUUUUUUGAUGGGGACAAAAGAGAGGGAAAGACCCCUAUAAAUCUUUAUAUAACAAUGUAACCAUAUACUUGCAUGUCUAAUACAAACUGAAGAAAUUAGCCUAACUGCCAAUAUCAAGUUGCAGAUUUUAAUCCAUAAAAAUUGUGUUUUGUGCCGAAUUGUAUUUGCUGAUUACCUGAAAUUGGCUUUUUUUUUAACUGGGCUUCUCUGGAGAAUUUCUCCCACUCCCCACCUCUGCACUUAUAAAACCUCAUGUUUUCAUCAUUGCCAUCUUUUGUUUUUACCUCUUAUAUCUCUGCUCUUUGACUGAGCUCAAGGUCUAGAGGUCUGUAAUAAGCCAAGAAACAAAGGUGGGGUGAAUGAGGCAAGGUUUGCAGGAGAAAGAGGAAUUGAGAAAUGGGGUAUUUUUGCUAUCAGCCCUUCUGCUAUGAAGUAGUAAAGGGCAGUCUAUAAUUAACUAACAGACCUAACUGAAACACAGAGAAUGCAUCAGGCUUAUGCAUCCGAUACGUCAGAUCUUGGACUCUUAUCAGACUUGACGACUUCUCUAAAAGGAGCUUUGGAGACUUCAAAUUCAGCUGUAGGAUAGCACCAGUGAACACAUCCAGCUGAUCCUAAAGGCUGUUUUCAGGUAAAAGGACAAGGAGAGGAGACAAGUGAGCACUGCUGUUCCCCUUUGCGGCUGUCUGCUGUAGUGACAGCCAUUUCUUGUUUGAUGGGUUGGAAGUCAUCAGAGGUGUGAAGAAUUACACUGGCCUUUGUUUUUCCAGAAAGGCUGACCCUAGAGAUGCUUUAGUGUCUUCUCAAAUAGCUUAGAUGUUAUAAUGAAGUUAGUUUUGCUUCAUAAAACAGGGGCCCUCGGAAAUGAUUCUUCCUCCUUAAAUUUUUAAAUAAAAAUUUAGCUCUUAAAAAAAAAAAACAGUGUGACUGAGUGAAUGAAGAUAAGUUGGAUUCUUACAGAGCAUUCUUUUCUUCAAAACAAGCUGCAUAGUUCUUGGGAUUUAUGUCUUGCCACACGGUAGAGGGACAGGGGAACUACAGGGUGCAAUUCUUCUACUGGGCAAUAGAGGUUGAGAGAGAUUCAGCAUCUUUCUGGGAUUAGAAUUCAAGUCUUCUUCUUUUUUUUUUUUUUUUUUCAAGAUGGGGUUUCACCAUAUUGGUCAGGCGGGUCUCGACCUCCUGACCUCAGGUGAUCCGCCCACCUCAGCCUCCCAAAUUGCUGGGAUUACAGGCGUGAGCCACCGCGCCCGGCAGAAUUCAAGUCCUCUUACUCCUACUGCAGCUGUGUCUCUAAUGUUGAGACUUCAGAUCGCAGAGACUCCAUGGGUAAUUGGUAAACUUGGGGCCGCACACAGUGGCUUAGGCCUGUAAUCCCAGCACUUUGGAAGGCUGAACCCAGGAUCUCAAGACCAGCCUGGGGUACAUGGCAAAAUCCCAUCUCUACCAAAAAUACAAAAAAUUAGCUAGGUGUGGUGGUGCAUGCCUGUGGUCCCAGCUACUCAGGAGGCUGAGGUGGGAGGAUCAUUUGAGCCCAGAGGUAGAGGCUGCAGUGAGCCAUGAUCAUCAUACCACUGCACCCUGGCCUGGGUAACAGAGUGAGACCCUGUCUCAAAAAUUGAUUAAUUAAAAUAAAAUAAAAUAGCUAAACUUGGAUAGGCAGUAGAUAUUUUUGCCCAUCUGAGGAGGAACUCAGUCAAGCGGUUGCUUAACAGCUUGAUCCAGGGCGUGAAAGAUGAGUUGAGAUUGAUGUGUCCACUUUGUAGAAGCAAGAAUAUCACUUUGAAGCCUGCUUCGGCAAAGGGCGUUGGAAAGCUGAUCUCCAUGGAGAUGGGGGUGCCCUUGCUUUCAGUGUUCCCUUGGCUUUUGUGGAUUUAAAACCACUCUGCUCCCUCAAAUCCUUUUGUUUGGUUUCAGCCCGUGUUCUUGACAAUGCAGAGCAAUUCUGAGCAGUCACAAAGCCUACUCUCUGUUCUUGUCCCUGCCAACCCCCAGCCCCCAUAAUCUGACUCACUAUUUCACCAUCGGCUGGGGUCACACUACUAGUCUCUGUCCUAUACCCUAUGAAAUGUAAAUACUGUAUCAUAAGUAGAAGAAAAUAAUUAUUGUUUUCUAAAAAUGCAUUUUGAGAUAGUUUAAUGUAAAUCUGACAGGAGCAUUCUGAAGCCCCAUUAGGAAAACAUUUUAAUGGUUCCUCUUCAUCGCCUUAAUGUCUAAAGAUCAGAAAUCGCUGAGCAAACCUGCUUUUGUUUUCUUCCCAGAAACAAUGCAAAACAACACGUGGAGAUAGUCUGGUCUGCCCUGCUGAGUGUGCCUCUGUAGCUCCUCCUGACAAACGUCUGGGAAAACAGCCUCACCCCACUCCUCUCUCUCCCCAUUUCCUUGUAGCUUUAUUCCUUGCAUUCUUUGGGUCUACUGAGCAGUGGGUGCUGAGAUGACAGGGGAGGAACCAGUAGUUCUGUAGCCUAGGAACUGCCUCAGUGUCUUUGCCAGAAAAAGGCGAAGAGGUGGACAGUACAGGGCUCCUCCCUCCUACCUCAGGCCUGAUCCAUCGUGCCCUUGACUUUGCUGUCCCAAAGUUUCUUAGCUGACUUUGCUUUUCACAUCUGGUCUUUCCAGAGCUAGCUGAUAGAGUGGAGGAGGAAUGCCUCCUCCCGAGAGUCAGCUGAAAGAAAGACAAGAGAGUCACAUCUUAGCUUUGCACAAGGCAUUCGUGGUCAGGAACAGGUUAGGGAAUGGUCACUUCUGAUUUUCCAAGAGUCGCUCCUUUUCUGCAGAUAUCUUGAUUCCUUUGGGAAGACAAGACUUUUUCUUAAUAAUCAAGGUCCCUUAAUGAGUGAUUCCGUCUUUGGGUUCAUCUCGCUGGAGCACAGCCAAGAUGGGCAUGUUUAUGGACAGUGCUCUAGAUGCGAAAACACAACUAGUUUGUGGGACAGGGGCAGCUUGCCCAGGAGAGGGAAUAACACAGGUCCCUUUUCUCAGAAGGCUUGUACUAUGGCCAUGACAGUGACAUUGCCCUCACCAUGAUCCCUCUCCGAAGUGGUUGUCUUUCUUUACCUUGUGUCUUCUCUUGUAAAAAUGAAAUUCAAAAAUAAAAUUAAUGUGUCAAAUUUUGAAAAAAAAAAAAGAAAAAACUGAAAAAGCUAACAUGACUUGUGUGAAAUUGCAUACUGCUGUAAUGCUAACCUACAAUAUGUAAUGCUAUCUUGUAUGUUGAAUUUGUUAAUGCACCACGCAAGUGCAAAAUAAAGACUGAUUCACAUUAAA
Molecule: messenger RNA, 5407 nt
Organism: Callithrix jacchus (white-tufted-ear marmoset)
Lineage: Eukaryota; Metazoa; Chordata; Mammalia; Primates; Cebidae
Gene: SYT11
Product: synaptotagmin 11
Biological process (GO): vesicle fusion; calcium ion-regulated exocytosis of neurotransmitter
Cellular component (GO): axon; plasma membrane; exocytic vesicle
Molecular function (GO): phosphatidylserine binding; clathrin binding; calcium ion binding
Source: RefSeq, a predicted model, not a curated record